This is a messenger RNA of Acytostelium subglobosum LB1, 474 nucleotides long. RefSeq lists its product as hypothetical. The transcript has a single exon. The record is from RefSeq and is a predicted model, not a curated record. NCBI's taxonomy places the organism in Eukaryota, Evosea, Eumycetozoa, Acytosteliales, Acytosteliaceae. Bases 1 to 474 code for a protein of 157 amino acids.
AUGGUAAAGCAAGUACUAACAACCACAAAUGUAGAGGAGCUAAGUGAUGCCUCAAGAGUGAUCAGCAAGUCAACCAACAUUGGUUCUCCGUUUACCAGGGCUCCAAGAUUCUUGUUUGAUGAGGGCUCCCAAUCAGGAUUGGCUGGUUCGAACCUGUCCACUACCACUACCUCCCUGUCCCAAGCUUCCUCUGAGUUGCCAACUGUUGAGAGGGUUGCCACCACCAGCUCUUUGAACACUCCAAUGACGGCCACCGACCUCAAUGCUGGAGUGGCCACAAAUAACUUGGCAUCAACCUCUACCACAACCCAAUAUGGAUAUGGUGAUUACUCCAGAAUGUACAAUGAGUACUAUGGUAUCAAGGGUCAUAUGUUCACCCAUCAGGAACUCUCUGACAUGUUCCGUCACAAGGGAUGGUAUUCACAUGGCGGCCAACUCCUACAAGGUGCCAACAAGGCAAAGAACAUUAUCUAG